Messenger RNA from Phycomyces blakesleeanus NRRL 1555(-), 321 nucleotides. RefSeq lists its product as hypothetical. Lineage: Eukaryota; Fungi; Mucoromycota; Mucoromycetes; Mucorales; Phycomycetaceae. Bases 1 to 321 code for a protein of 106 amino acids. The transcript is spliced from 6 exons. The record is from RefSeq and is a predicted model, not a curated record.
AUGCACAAUUACAAGCCUUUGUCCCAUUUUCUCGUAGUCGAUUGUACAUAUGUACCAAAAGUCAUGGUCGAAUUGCCGACAGCUGGAUAUAAAAGUUGGUGUAAAUAUUUACCAAACGAUUAUUCAGUUAAUCAAUUUGACUUGACUUGGCUUGGCUUGGCUUUAGGCUUUAGGUUUUUAGAUUUUUGGGUUUGGUUUGGUUGGGAUGAUGGAUUUUUAAGAGUCGAGUACUUGUUAGUGAAUCUCAUUUAUGCCAAACAUAUAAUUAUCGUUAUAUUAAAGUCGACUAAUCAGCAGGGAUUUGUAGACCGAACAAAAUGA